AUGGGUAUGCAGAAAGCCGCACGAAACCUUUUUGAUGCCCUUCGAAGCCACCGAGUGUCCACACGAUGGAAGGCCCAUAUCAAAGAUCCAUUGAUCCAGGCCACAACCCAAGCAUUGCUUGAUCUGGGACCAGAAGCAUCUUCAUCUGAGAUUACAGCAAUCCUGCCUGAAGUCAAUCAAUCGAGAGGGCAGGUAAGACAUAUUUUGAAAGAAUUGGCGCAAAAGCGACAAGCAGACUGGGUGCUCAAGGUGAUUUGGGCAUUGCAAGAUCGGGGCAUUCGACUGAAUGUGAGGGACUACACUAUGGGGAUCUCAGUAUGUGCCAGGUCGAAGCUGUGGCAACAUGCGUUGAGCUUGUUUGCAGCCAUUCCAGUGGAACAGGCAAAGCCUGACUUGAUUUGUUAUAAUGCUGCAAUCAAUGCCUGCCAAACGGGUGGGCUUUGGCAAUAUACCUUGACGUUGUUUCAGGCAAUAAAGGAGGCAACAUUGAAGCCAGAUGUGUUUUGCUACAACGCUGCUAUUGGGGCCUGCAAGAAGGGCAGUGAGUGGGAGCAGGCAUUUGUGUUCUUCGAGAACAUGUCAAGUUACAGCAUGCAGCCAGACAUUGUGAGCUACAAUACAACCAUCAGCGCAUUGGAGAAGGGCGGGCAAUGGCAGCAAGCGCUGAACCUGUUUGAAGCAAUGCCAAAGUCAAGUGUGCAGCCAAGCGUUAUCACUUACAAUGCGACGAUGAGUGCCUGUGUGAACGUUGAAGUCUGGCAGAAGGGGUUGGAAUUGUUUGCGUUGAUGUUUGGACGGAACGUUUUGCCAGAUGUGAUUAGCUUCAGCACAGCCAUCAGUGCCUGUGAAAAGGCUGGUUGGUGGCAGCAAGCGCUCCACUUGUUUGCAGCACUGUCCAACUUCAGUGUGCAAAUGGACGUCGUCAGCUACAACGCCACCAUCAGUGCCUGUGAGAAGGGCUGGCAAUGGCAGAAGGCGUUCUUUUUGUUUCAUGCAAUGGGAGGAGCCAGCUUCCGUGCAGAUGCUAUUACUUUCAGUGCAACGAUCAGUGCGUUUGAGAAGGGCGGGCAAUGGCAGGGAGCUUUGAGGUUGUUGGAGGCGAUGCCAAGGGCAACCAUCGAUCCAGGUGUAUUUGCCUACAGUGCCAGCAUUAGCGCCUGCGCUGCCGGAUCGAAAUGGCUUGAAGCUCUCGAGCUCUUCCAGCAAAUGCAGCUUUCCAGCCUAAGACCACAUGUGGUCACCUACAGCGCGACGAUGAGUGCCUGCGAAAAGGCCGGUGAAUGGCAAUCUGCGCUACUGUUGCUGGAGGCCAUGCGUCGAGUCGACAUACCACCUGGUGUUACAGCUUACAGUGCAGGCAUCAGUGCGUGUGAGAAGGGCACGCAGUGGCAGCGAGCGGUCUUUUUGCUGACUGAGGUCAUGCCACAGGCACAUGUAUUGCCCAAUGUUGUCGCCUACAAUGCGGGCAUCAGCGCCUGCCAGACGUGCAAUCACUGGGCCUAUGCCUUGCAGUUGUUGUACGACAUGCGAUGUGCACAUGGCGUGCAACCGGACGUCAUCAGUCUUAACGGAUGUCUUGGAGCCUGCGCGCUGGCGGUCCAAUGGCAACAGUGCCUGGCAUUGUUGGGCUCCAUGUCGGCCCAAGAUAUUGAGCCUGAUGUUACAAGCUACAAUAGUACCAUCAGUGCUUGCUUGAAAGGCGGCAAGUGGCAGCCAGCCAGGUACAGGUUCUUGCAGAGCCUUGCAAGGAACCAGCCGCAGGUGAGAGAAAAUGUGCUGGCUUCUGGUAUUAUAUAUACUACCCAGUCAUAG
This is a messenger RNA of Durusdinium trenchii, 1812 nucleotides long. Lineage: Eukaryota; Dinophyceae; Suessiales; Symbiodiniaceae. The record is from the annotation of a GenBank genome assembly.